AAUUCGAGCAGCGCCCCGCGCAGCGCCCGGCCCGGCAAGGCAAGCUCCCAGAGCCGCCCUCUGCCCCCGGCCUCCUGUGCAGCGUCUCCGGCCGAGCAGGACGAGUCCCGGAGCUGCGCCAGGAGCCGAGCCGCUGGCGUGAGCCCCCCACCGUCAAGAGCCAGGGCAACGGUCCUGGUCGCCCGCCCGUGUUAGCCCCGGGAGGGGAAGCGACUGCACAGGCCGCCUGCGGAACCGACUGGGCCAAGCUGGAGGGGAUGCGGGGGUGAGUCCGGCUCUCCUCCCGCAAGCCGAAGGACGCGAGGACCGCCGGGGGAGGCCGGCCGCCCGGCGAGGCGCUGCUCCCUUGGCUGGAGGGGCGAUCCCUUGCAGGCGCCCCCUCCCAUGACUGCGGCGGGAGGCCCUGACCCUGCCCGCGGCGGCCAGCCCAUGGCGAGCCGCUUGUGAGGGCGCCGGGCGCGCCGGGCCGGGCCGGGCAGGGCCAUGAGUCUGGUGGGCGGCUUCCCGCACCACCCGGUGGUGCACCAUGAGGGCUACCCCUUCGCCGCCGCCGCCGCCGCUGCAGCCGCCGCCGCCGCCGCCAGCCGCUGCGGCCACGAGGAGAACCCCUACUUCCACGGCUGGCUGAUCAGCAGCCACCCGGCCGAGCUGUCGCCGCCCGACUACAGCGUGGCGCUCUCCUACAGCCCCGAGUACGCCGCCGCGCCGCCGGGCCUGGAGGCGCCGCACCACUACGUGGGCGGCGUGGCCCCCCCGGGCGGCGGCGGCGGCGGCGGGGGGCCUCCAGGCCUGGGGGGCGGCCCGCGGCCGGUCAAGCGGCGCGGCACGGCCAACCGCAAGGAGCGCCGCCGCACGCAGAGCAUCAACAGCGCCUUCGCCGAGCUGCGCGAGUGCAUCCCCAACGUGCCGGCCGACACGAAGCUCUCCAAGAUCAAGACGCUGCGCCUGGCCACCAGCUACAUCGCCUACCUCAUGGACCUGCUGGCCAAGGACGACGCCAACGGCGAGGCCGAGGCCUUCAAGGCCGAGAUCAAGAAGAGCGACGGCAAGGAGGACAAGCGCAAGAAGGAGCUGAACGAGAUCUUGAAAAGCACCGUGAGCGGCAACGACAAGAAGACCAAAGGCAGGACUGGCUGGCCGCAGCACGUGUGGGCCUUGGAGCUCAAGCAGUGAGCGCGGCGCGGACUGGCCCAGGGAGCCUGGAGGACUCGGAAGCCUCGAGCGAAGGGGCCGAGCGAAGGACCUGCGGUGGUGGUGGUGGUUUGGGAAUCGUCUGGUUUAUUUAUGUGCAAUUUCCCUCCCCUAAUCUCCCCCUUAAAAAUGUGGAUCUUGGAAGGAAAGCAUUCCAUGUUUGAAUAUAUGAAGAGGAAAACUCCGGCGUGGUAAGGGGUAAUGUGGUUUCCAUCGUUUUAUAUAUAUAUAU
Eublepharis macularius is the source of this 1423-nucleotide messenger RNA. It is a transcript of the gene HAND2, whose product is annotated as heart and neural crest derivatives expressed 2. Bases 484 to 1173 code for a protein of 229 amino acids. Lineage: Eukaryota; Metazoa; Chordata; Lepidosauria; Squamata; Eublepharidae. The transcript has 2 exons. The record is from RefSeq and is a predicted model, not a curated record. Gene Ontology annotation, biological process: heart development; regulation of transcription by RNA polymerase II. Gene Ontology annotation, molecular function: RNA polymerase II transcription regulatory region sequence-specific DNA binding; protein dimerization activity; DNA-binding transcription factor activity, RNA polymerase II-specific.